AAACACUCCACCGUGGUGGGCUAUAACCCGGCGUCUGGUCGAGGAUGGCUCAGUGCCUUUCAGUGCCGCGACUGAGACGAACCUUCUCCUCUCUUUCGUCCUCCAGCAGCACCCGACCGACGACCCGACGCUGAAUCAGUUGCGAAAAACCCAAAAGGGACUUCUUACGCAAACAUGCACCGUCUGGUGGUCGCGUUUUCGGCGGCGACCCUGCUCGUCCUCAUCAUUUCUCCUUCGCUGGUUGCCGGCGUGAAUGAAGACUCAAACUGUCCACAGAUAUGUCCACCCGGCGGCGACCCGGUGUGUGGCUCGGACGACAUCAUCUACCCGAGCGACUGCGAGAUGAGAAAGAAGACCUGCAAUAAAGGAGUGCGUGUUUCUCAGCUGUCAGAGUAUUUGUGCCAAAGAUCGCAGGGCUCCAACUGCACGCACCAGUGCAACGAAGAUUCUGACCCUGUUUGCGGCACGGACGGAAAAACCUAUCUGAACAAGUGCUUCAUGAAGAUGGAAACUUGCAAAACUGGUGCUAUAUUGUCGCACUUGGGUCCGUGCAGCAACAUCACAGCCCACAGUGAAAACUGUCCGGCGAGCUGCAGCGUGGCGCCUAACGACGGCCCCAUCUGCGGCUCAGACGGCAACGUGUACCCGAACACCUGCAUCAUGAAGAUGCGGACCUGCAGACAAGGUGUGGUGAGCAUGGAAAAGUCGAACUGCAAGACCUGCAAGGAGGCCUGUUGGCGCGUGACCAAGCCCGUGUGCGGCUCCGACGGCGUCAUCUACCCCAACUCGUGCAAGAUGCGCUCCCAAAACUGCGGAAAGAACAUUAUCGAGAUCCCGAUGAGGUACUGCAUGAGUGUGACACAGAACUUCUCGCAAAUUAUUCCAUCUCUCUAAGAUAAUCAUUUUUUAUGUUUAUUAUUAUUCAUAAUUAUUUGUGAUCCAAAAAGGAAAAUUUACAGUGCAAAUAUCAAAUAAAAUUAUAAUUCAUUAUCGUGCAAUAAUUUUAUUGAAUUUUAUAAAGAAAUCUACGUCAGAAAUAUCAUUUGCUGUCACUUUAAUUAAAUGUUAAAAGCAUUAUAUUUAUUGGCAUCAAACUUUUGCAAUCAUUAGAAUUAAAACCAUCUAAUGUCACUGCAGAAUAAGAAUAAGCCAAUUUAAAUUGACAAACAAAACCUUAAAAUAUGAAGAAAUUGAAAUAAAACAAUAUGGAAGUAAAAAAAAACGCAAUAACAAAUGUGUAUUAUUUAUAUAAUGUAUACUUGUUUUGUACUAUGUUGCAAAUGGGACGCGUCGCAAUGAGUAAUUACAUCGUGGUGACGCCUCAUACGUCAAUAAAGAUCAAUAAUAAUAAUUAUAUAAUAAU
Molecule: messenger RNA, 1363 nt
Organism: Neocloeon triangulifer
Lineage: Eukaryota; Metazoa; Arthropoda; Insecta; Ephemeroptera; Baetidae
Product: four-domain proteases inhibitor-like
Exons: 6
Coding region: 175-894 (239 amino acids)
Biological process (GO): multicellular organism development; cell differentiation
Molecular function (GO): protein binding
Source: RefSeq, a predicted model, not a curated record